Molecule: messenger RNA, 522 nt
Organism: Aspergillus piperis CBS 112811
Lineage: Eukaryota; Fungi; Ascomycota; Eurotiomycetes; Eurotiales; Aspergillaceae
Exons: 5
Coding region: 1-522 (173 amino acids)
Source: RefSeq, a predicted model, not a curated record
AUGACGAUGACGAUAUUCCAGGCACUUGCAUGGGUGCUCUGGGUCGUUUCAGAUGGUGGUCCGAAGUGGAGGGUAGCUAGCUUUUCUCAUGCCGAGCUCAACUCCCAUCUCCACCGCGUCGAUCCACUGCUCUCUUCUCAUCGGCCUCACAUAUCUUUUCCUCACUCUGGUCAUUUCCGUUCUCCUCCCUCCCUCCCUUUUCUUCCCUCUUUUACCAUCCUCUGCCAUCCAGGGACUUCCCCCUUCCUGCCCCCCCAUCGACCCAUUUUCUCCUCCUUUCCCCCAUCCGUUCCCGCCGAGAACUUCUCCGCUGACCAGCCCGUUCAGGUUCGCUAUCGCUCGGACCAGGAGAGCUUAAGCCUUAAGCCUUGGGAGUCCGUCGGUCCCUCCACGCAGAAGUGUCUCGUUCUCGUUCUCCCUCCGUCCGCGCCUCACUUUAGCAGCGUUUCGCAAGCGCCCAACUCGUCAAGCUCUCUUCUACCUGCAGAGAACUACCGAAAGGGCCAGAAACCAGCAAAAUAG